ACCUGGCCUGACCAUCAGCUUGCUCAACGGUGACAACCAGCCCGUAUCGCGUAUUUGUUUUGGUUGGAACAAUCGUCGAUGUUUUGAGACAUCGUGACGCUCUGUGCCCCGUUGUCACGAGCCUAUCGCUUCUGUCCUUGGUUGGCUUCAAUAGUAGCACAAGCCAGCGCCACCGUAUCGCAUCCGAGACAAUGCCGGCACAGAACAACUCCAGGCCGUCCAAGUUCGGGCACCUCCCCCUAAGCACAUCGGGCCCGCUGGAAUGCGCUCUCAAAGGCACCGUCCUGCUGAACCACCCCUACUUCAACAAGGGCUCGGCCUUCACCAGCCAGGAACGCCAUGACUUCGAGCUGACAGGCCUGCUGCCGCAGAGCGUGCAGACGCUGGAGCAGCAGGUGCGGCGGGCAUACGAGCAGUACUCGGCACAGCCGGACGACCUGGCAAAGAACACGUUCCUGACGUCCAUGAAGGAGCAGAACGAGGUUCUUUACUUCAAGUUGUUGCUUGAUCACCUCGAGGAGAUGUUCAGCGUCGUGUAUACGCCGACGGAGGGCGACGCCAUACAGAACUACUCGCGGAUCUUCAGGCGGCCGGAGGGGCUGUUCCUCAACAUCCAUGACAUCGAUCGUGUGCACCAUGAUCUCUCACUGUGGGGAACCGCAGAGGAUGUCGAUUACAUCGUCGUCACGGACGGGGAGGAGAUCCUGGGCAUCGGCGACCAGGGGUGCGGCGGCAUUCUGAUCUCGAUCGCUAAGCUCGUGCUCAUGACGAUAUGCGCCGGCAUUCACCCAAACCGUGUGUUGCCCGUCGUGCUGGACUGCGGCACCGACAAUGAGACCCUGCUGAGCGACCCGCUGUACUUGGGCCUCAAGCAGAAGCGUGUCAGGGGCGAGCAGUAUGACAGGCUGGUCGAGACCUUUAUCAGGUCCGCGCGAGAGCUGUACCCGAAGGCUUACAUCCAUUUUGAGGACUUUGGCCUUCAAAAUGCACGACGGCUUCUCGACAGAUGGCGGCCGGAGAUUCCUUGCUUCAAUGACGACGUGCAAGGAACUGGGUGCGUGACGCUUGCGGCCAUACUUGCAGGUCUGCAUGUGUCAAAGCAGAAGCUGGGCGGCCUCCGCAUGGUAGUGUUCGGUGCUGGGACAGCCGGAGUCGGCAUCGCAGACCAAGUGCGUGAUGCCAUCGCGGAAGAGCGAGGCAUCAGCAAAGAAGAGGCUUCUAAGCAAAUCUGGCUCAUAGACAAGUCCGGCCUUCUGACUGCCCAGGUUGAAGGGCUAUCCGAUGCGCAGAAGACUUAUGCUAGGUCAGAGGACUGGUCCGGGAAGAAGAUAGACCUUUUAGGGGUCGUCAAGGAGGUCAAGCCCAACGUGUUAGUGGGCACAUCCACCGUGCCCGGGACCUUUACUGAAGAGAUCGUUCGGGAGAUGGCAUCCCAUGUGGACCGACCCAUCAUCCUCCCACUCUCCAACCCGACAAGACUGCACGAAGCGGUGCCUGCGGACCUGCUCUCGUGGACCGACGGGAAAGCCCUUGUGGCCACAGGGAGUCCGUUCAAGCCCGUCAAAGGCCCCUGGGGCGCGGACGGUAAGGAGGUCGAGAUCGAAGUGGCGGAAUGCAACAACAGCGUGGUCUUCCCGGGGAUCGGGCUGGGUGGGGUGCUCUGCCGCGCCCGGCUCGUCACGGACAAGAUGCUCAUCGCCGCGAUAAACGGGGUGGUGGAGUUCAGCCCGGCGCUGAAGGAUGAGACAGCGCCAUUGCUGCCGGGCGUCGAUAUGGUACGCCAGGUGAGCGUGAGGGUGGCGCGCAAGGUGAUCCAAGCUGCAGUGGACGAAGGGGUGGCGACAGAGGAGGGCAUCCCGGAGGAUGAGGGCGAGUUGGAUGAAUGGAUCAGGGAGCAGAUGUGGGAUCCCGUUUACAGGCCGCUCAAAUAUGUCGAGGCGCACAGCGCGAGUCGGGCGGCGAAGGGUGAGCUGCGGGUUGUGGGCAGCUUGCCGCAGAGAGGUUAGUGGUGGACUGGUGGUGGAUUUAUUUUCAGCGUCAAUGGUUGCAAGCGUAUCCGAAUGAAUGUUGGAAAAGUGUCGUGCUAUAGUUCGAGGUAGUGAAGUUCUAUCUCAUCAUUCUCAUGCCUAUAUCGGCGUGAACCACCCA
Molecule: messenger RNA, 2148 nt
Organism: Chaetomium strumarium
Lineage: Eukaryota; Fungi; Ascomycota; Sordariomycetes; Sordariales; Chaetomiaceae
Exons: 5
Coding region: 192-2006 (604 amino acids)
Biological process (GO): pyruvate metabolic process; malate metabolic process
Cellular component (GO): mitochondrion; cytosol
Molecular function (GO): NAD binding; malate dehydrogenase (decarboxylating) (NAD+) activity
Source: RefSeq, a predicted model, not a curated record